AUGGUCAAGAAGGGCGGUAGCAAAUUGCUCAAUCUCCUCCAGAAGGAGAAGGGCUACGACUACAAGAAGGACAAGCAGAAGAAGCUCCAGAAGCAGGCCGAGAAGCGCAAGCAGGAGAAGAAGCAGGAGGACGACGACAGUGCCGAGGAAGAUGAGGUCGAGGGCGGUGUUUCCGUGAACGCCCAGGCGCAGGAAGACUCUGGCUCCGGUGGAGACGAGGCCGAGAAGCAGAUCCGCUCCGAGGCGCGCAAGGCCGCUGCAAACAAGGACGAGAGCGAGGACGAGGAGGACAGUGACGAGGAGGAGACACCAAAGAUCGAUCUGUCCAGGCUCGAGGACGACGACUCCGAUUCCAGCGGCGAAGAGCUCGAAGAGAACGACGACGAAGAUGAUGAUGACGACGAGGAGGAAGAUAUUGCUUUGUCAGACCUCGAGUCGGUCGCCUCGGACGAGAAGGGCGACAUCAUCCCCCACCAACGCCUCACCAUCAACAACACCUCCGCCCUGCUCGCCGCCGCGCACCGCAUCGAAUGGAAGACGAAGAAGCAGGCAUUUUCCGACCACCAGGCCGUUACCUCGGACGCCGCCAUCGAGAUCCAGGACACCAACGAUGACCUGAACCGCGAGCUGGCUUUCUACCAGCAGGCUCUCGCCGCCGUUAACACCGCCCGUGCUGCGCUGAAGAAGGAGGGCGUGCCAUUCACGCGCCCCAACGACUACUUCGCCGAGAUGGUCAAGAGCGAUGAGCACAUGGGCAAGAUCAAGCAGAAGCUUAUCGACGAGGCUGCCGGCAAGAAGGCUGCCGCCGAGGCUCGCCGCCAGCGCGACCUCAAGAAGUUCGGCAAGGCCGUGCAAAUCGCGAAGGAGCAGGAGAAGGCCAAGGCCAAGAAGGACACCAUGGAGAAGAUCAACCUGCUGAAGAGGAAACGCCAAGGCGCCGAUCUGGAAAACGAAAACGAAGACGAUCUCUUCGACGUCGCCCUCGAAGACGCCGAAGAGACCGCCCGCAAGGACAAGCUCGCCCGCCGCGCCGGUGCCGGCGGUCGCGGCGGCCAUGGCCCCAACCCCAAGCGCGCCAAGAAAGACGCCAAAUACGGCUUCGGCGGUAAGAAGCGCUUCGCCAAGAGCAAUGACGCGCAGAGCAGCGCCGACGGCAGGGGCUUCUCGGCCAAGAAGAUGAAGGCGGGAGCCAAUGGGGCCAAAAAGCGCCCGGGCAAGAGCAGGAGAGCGGCGAGGAAGUAA
Molecule: messenger RNA, 1242 nt
Organism: Lasiodiplodia theobromae
Lineage: Eukaryota; Fungi; Ascomycota; Dothideomycetes; Botryosphaeriales; Botryosphaeriaceae
Product: rRNA processing protein
Exons: 3
Coding region: 1-1242 (413 amino acids)
Biological process (GO): rRNA processing; ribosomal large subunit biogenesis
Cellular component (GO): nucleolus; preribosome, large subunit precursor; nuclear periphery
Source: RefSeq, a predicted model, not a curated record